Messenger RNA from Sebastes umbrosus (honeycomb rockfish), 4994 nucleotides. It is a transcript of the gene tle2b, whose product is annotated as TLE family member 2, transcriptional corepressor b. Gene Ontology annotation, biological process: negative regulation of canonical Wnt signaling pathway; regulation of DNA-templated transcription. The record is from RefSeq and is a predicted model, not a curated record. Lineage: Eukaryota; Metazoa; Chordata; Actinopteri; Perciformes; Sebastidae. Bases 867 to 3173 code for a protein of 768 amino acids. Gene Ontology annotation, molecular function: protein binding; transcription corepressor activity. The transcript is spliced from 22 exons. Gene Ontology annotation, cellular component: transcription regulator complex; nucleus.
AGUUGCUGUGGCGACCUCUCCUCCUCUCAGUGAUGGAGGUGUGUUUGUGUUUGUGCACUAAACUUCACUUUUCAUCGUCUUUACAGCGUGUUUUUAACUUAAAACAAAGCAAAAGACACGGGCAGUUACUUACCUGACAGGUGACUUGGUUUAAAUAUUUUUGCUGAUCGUCGCUCUGAUGGUGCUGACUCUCCUCUGUGGAUCCCCUCAGCCUGCAUCCCUGAACUUCCUCAUGUAUCACAAAGGCAGAGCAGUCAAGGCAGUGUGUCAGAGAGGGGGUGAAGAGGAGGAAAAAGCAGAGAAGAAGACUAUUUGGACCGAGCUGAGAGUGUGUUUAUGUUUGCAUGUCUCACCAUUGGAUGGCUGGGUGAAAGGGCACGAGGAGAAGAGUAAGAGUAAGAGUAGGAGGAGGAGGAGGAGAGGGAAGCCUGCCUGGAUGAAAUGCUCGGUGUCAUGUCACUACGUGUGGACCUUGACUGAUCACAGGGUGAGGAAAGCUGAUCACAGGGUGAGGAAAAGGGACGCUGAGAGGAAGACGAGGAGGUGGAGAAACUGAGACUUCACUGGGAAAAGAAGAAGGAGGAGGAGGAGGUAAAGUCUGGCACUCCGUUUUAUCAUGACAUUGUUGGAUAAACGAACAGACGGAUUUGGCGCUCUUCAGUUGUGUGUCAACAAGAAUUUGCCUUAGAAGAGAGAAGGAAAGAAAAAGACUCUGCUGUGUUUGACCCAGCUGAAGAGCAAGGACUGGACUUACAGAGUGUGUGUGUGUGGGUUGGUUUGUGUGACCGGUGGAGGGCAGAGGAGUGGAGGGCCAGGGGACUAACCUGGCCAUCAAACGGACUGGCAGCCUCUCCUCUCCUGGGAUCAUGUACCCUCAGGGCAGGCAUCCGGUCCCCUUACAACCCGGCCAGUCUUUCAAGUUCACAGUCCUGGAAACCCUGGAUCGAAUCAAGGAGGAAUUCCAGUUCCUCCAGGCGCAGUAUCAUAGCCUGAAGCUGGAGUGUGAGAAGCUGGCCAGUGAGAAGACGGAGAUGCAGAGGCACUACAUCAUGUACUACGAAAUGUCCUACGGUCUCAACAUUGAGAUGCACAAACAGGCGGAGAUUGUGAAGCGUCUCAGUGCCAUCUGCGCUCAGAUCAUCCCUUUCCUCUCUCAAGAGCACCAGCAACAGGUGGUCCAAGCAGUGGAGAGGGCCAAGCAGGUCACCAUGGCUGAACUCAACGCCAUUAUCGGGCAGCAGCAGCUCCAGCACCUGUCUCAUCAUGCUCCGGGCAUCCCUCUGACGCCUCACCCAUCAGGCCUGUCCCUGGGGGCAGGCGGCUCAGGGCUUCUCGCUCUGACCGGCGCCCUGGGGGUUGCCCACCUCGCCUCCAAAGAUGAGCGCAACCACCUCGAUCCCGAACAUCUCAGAGAGGGAGCGCCCAGCAGGAGUAAGUCAGUGUCGUCAACAGACAGCCAGCCUCCCGAGGAACGCCAGGGCCCGUCAGGAGGCUACUCCUCCUCGCAGGGAGGAGCUGAGGCAAAGAGGAGGCGCUGUGAUGACAAAGAGCCCCUUCCGCCACACUCCUAUGACAGCGAUGGAGACAAGAGUGAAGACAAUCUCGUAGUGGACGUCUCCAAUGAAGAGCCUAACUCUCCUGUGGGCAGCCCUCCCCACUCCCCCCACGGGAACGGGUUAGACCGGGCUCCCACCCUGAGGAAAGAGCUCCCGGGCUCCUCGAGCACAGGAGAGGCCCCCUCCACCCCAAACCCCCGCAGCCCCACCCCAGGGAAGGCCAAGGACUCGGCACAGAUGGAUAAGUCCCAGUCUCCGUUGUCCAAGUCUGGCACCCCGUCCCCGUCCCACCGUGAGGCCCUUACCCCUGGAGCACCGGGAGCCCCCGGUCCCAGCACCUCCUGCCUUCGUCUGGUCAGCAAAGCAGCAUCCAGUGCAGACCCCCUUGCUCUCCGCAGUCCCAUGUCUGUGCCCCCCGGUUCAUACCCGGCUCAUUUUGGCGUGGUGUCCCACGCAGGCCUGAACGGGGAGCUGGCCAGCCCUGGAGGUUUCGGUGGGGCUCUUACUCUCUCUCCACAAAUCAGCGCAGCAGCCAAUGCCUACUCCCGAAGCCCCAUGGUGGCGUAUGACUCUCGGUCUCACCUGAGGGCGCCAGGGCUGUCCUCCUCUCUGCCUGGUUCCUCUGGCGGCAAGCCCGCCUACUCGUUCCACGUGAGUGCAGAUGGCCAGAUGCAGCCGGUGCCCUUUCCCCCCGACGCCCUGCUGGGCCCGGGAAUCCCUCGCCACGCCCGUCAGAUUCACACCCUGAACCACGGAGAGGUGGUGUGCGCCGUCACCAUCAGCACCUCGACACGCCACGUCUACACCGGAGGCAAGGGCUGCGUCAAGGUGUGGGACAUCAGCCAGCCUGGCAGCAAGAGCCCCAUGGCCCAGCUGGACUGUCUGAACAGGGAUAACUACAUCCGCUCCUGUAAAAUCCUCCCUGACGGACGGACCUUGAUCGUCGGCGGGGAGGCCAGCACGCUGUCAAUCUGGGAUUUGGCCACGCCCACUCCUCGCAUCAAGGCGGAGCUUACGUCGUCCGCUCCCGCCUGCUACGCUCUGGCCAUCUCCCCUGACAACAAGGUCUGCUUCUCCUGCUGCAGCGACGGCAACAUCGUCGUCUGGGAUCUUCACAACCAGACGCUGGUCAGGCAGUUCCAGGGCCACACAGACGGAGCGAGCUGCAUCGACAUCUCCAACGACGGCACCAAACUGUGGACGGGAGGGCUGGACAACACCGUCCGCUGCUGGGACCUCCGAGAGGGACGCCAGCUCCAGCAGCACGACUUCACCUCGCAGAUCUUCUCUCUGGGCUACUGUCCGACAGGCGAGUGGCUGGCUGUGGGAAUGGAGAGCAGUAAUGUGGAAGUCCUGCACGUCUCCAAACCUGACAAGUACCAGCUGCACCUCCAUGAGAGCUGCGUUCUCUCCCUUAAGUUCGCCUACUGCGGCAAGUGGUUCGUGAGCACAGGAAAAGACAAUCUGUUGAAUGCAUGGAGGACACCAUAUGGAGCCAGCAUUUUCCAGUCCAAGGAGUCCUCGUCUGUGCUGAGCUGUGACGUCUCCCCGGACGACAAGUACAUAGUGACAGGCUCUGGGGACAAGAAGGCCACGGUGUACGAGGUGGUGUACUGAGGGCCAGGACAAGAUGGGAAGAGACAGGACGGAGAUUUUGGGGUGUUUUUUUUGGAAAAUGGAGGGGGGGCAACGAGUUGCCUGGCCAACCGCUCCUGAUCCUCAUUACAUCAGCACCUCUGUCUCAAUCCUCUGAGUCCUCCUGACCCUCACCCCUAAUACAUCACCCCCUCUCCCCCCUUUUUCCUGUGAUAUAAGCUACUGUGGGAGCUCCCAAAUGCCUCCUCUUCCUCCCCCCUUCCACUUUUAGCCCAAGGAUGAGGCAUGAUAGCAGAGAGAGGCAGAAAGGGAAGCAGCAAGAUAAGAAGGACAAAGGAAAAGGGCGGUGGAGCAUAAAGAUAAAGUCGGGAGGGAAAGACAAGAAGGAGGAGAGAAAGCGAGAGUGCGGAAGGAAAAGAAAUGAAAGGGAGGAAGAGGAGGAGUAGGAGGAGGAGGGAGGCAGGGUAAUUAGGGCUGUUUCCUGAUUAAGAGCUCAGUGGAAGGGAGGCCCCCAGAGGAGGCGCGGAGCGGCACUGUGGGAGCGCCAGCCAGGAGCACUGAUACCACACAAUCGAUUCAUUAGCCAGACAGUGGAAGCCUUAAUGAGGCUGACGCCGCAGCUCGCUCUCCCCAGCGAGAGGUGUCAGGAGCUGGGGAACGAUGACGCUCCGAGAUGGAGGGGGUCGCUUCAGAUAUCCACAUAACACUGACAUGAAACAUAGACCUGCUCACACACACACACGGGCGCACGUCAUCGGGCAAGAAUACAAAAAAAACUCUCGGAUACACCCCCUUGAGGUAAUCGUAGGAAGAGAGAAACGCAUACACACACACAACACACCGAGCACCCAAUUAAACAUUCAUCGCAGCGCUCCCCGUCUCACUGCUUAAUAUCUAUUUUAUUUUGGUCUGACAAAGGCAGCGUCUAAUGAGCAGCGGAGUCAAUGGGAUUCUCCCAGGGCCCAGAGACACAAACACAGAACAUCAGCCGAGCUGUUCCCUCUAAUUCCUCCGGAUUGUUCUCCUGACACCGGGCGCUGCACUCACUCUCAUUAAAGGCACUGUCAGCUAGAUGAAGUAGCAGCACGCCAACUUCACUGUAAGGCAGACAAGAGGGCAAAUUAACACAACCGAUUACGCUAUCAUCAGCAGCCAACUAAGCAGCGACUAAUCCCAAUCCUUUCAAAUUUUAUGCAACUGGUUGCUGUUUUCAUUUACAAACCAGAUGAGAAUUACAUGUUUAUCAGAGUCAUUAUCUCCGUCUCCGCCUGCCUGCUGAUGUGCUAGUGUUCAAAGUGCUCUGGCUAAAUCUUGUUCGGUAAGCUAUUGAUUGCUAUUAAUUGAGAUGCAAAACACCUUAAAAGGAAAUGUUCGACAUUUUGGAAAAUACGCUCACAGAUUUAAAUGAGAAGAUUGAUGCCACUCAUGUCUGUAGACUAAGUAUGAAGCAGCCUGGUAACUUAUCUCAGCAUAAAGACUGGAAACAGCUAGCCUAGAUCUGUCCAGAAAUAACAAAAUCUAGUAUCUAAAAAAAUCUAUAGUAAAAAAGCACCUCUCAAGCUCACUAUUUAACAGGUAAUAUUUUGUGUUAGAACGACAAUUUGCUGUUUUACCUGGUGUUGAGGAGUAACUUCCUGCAGUUACUUGCUGGUUUCCUGGUAACUGCUCCCAGACAAAAAGUAGUCACGCACAUAACCGCCCUGUAAAACAGCAAAAUAUUGUUUUUACACUUAAGUUAUGGUAUGGCUUCAAGAAACAGGAUGUUCCUAACGACUUAUAUCCCUGACAUUUAAAUGUAAGUUUAAACUUAGACUAGUUGACUAGUCGAAAAGUAAGAAAACA